UGUAAAAGCUACAACAUGAAGAAGGCCAUGCCGUCAUUCCAUUUCUUAUUGCCAUCAGUGAAAUUAAUUAAGAUUUAACUUUUGACUUGAGUGGAUUGAUUACAAAAUUAUAAGUGAUUAAAUGAUAUUUAUUAUAGUUAAUAUCCUUGCUUCAAUAUUUCAUGACGCAAAGGAUAGCAAUCUAUGAAUGAAUAUAUAAUUCGUACAUACACACCUCUUCAGUAAGCUUACAAGAGAAAUUAUUUUCGUUAGUGAAAAUUUUAAUCUACGAACGAAAAAAGUAGGAGUAAAUUAAAAAAAUAAAAUAAGUAACAGUUAAAAUGCUAGGAAAUUUAGCGGGGUUAGAAGAUUCUAUUCAAAGUCUAAAGAGAGAAAAGACGAAGUACGUCUCUUUCUCUCUCUAAAUAUUAUGCCUUGAAUACAUACAGACAUACAUAGGUUUCUCUUCCAGGCAUCGGAGGAGGAAAAAAAAACUAAGCAACUGAUUUGGGAUAGUCGAGCUUUGAGGUUGGAGGGAGAAAUGGAUCAGAUAUUGAACAAGGUGGGCUCCUAUUGGCUGGGCCAGAAGGCUAACAAGGAGAUCAAUUCCGUCGGCGACGAUAUCAACUCUUUAUCCACCAGUAUUGAAGGAGGAGCCAAAUGGUUGGUUAAUAAGAUCAAAGGAAAAAUGCAAAAGCCAUUGCCAGAGCUGUUAAAAGAGUAUAAUCUCCCAAUAGGUAUCUUCCCUCAUAAUGCCACUAACUACGAAUUCAAUGAAGAGACGGGAAAGCUUACUGUUUUUAUUCCAACAAUAUGUGAAGUGGGAUAUAGGGACUCAUCAGUCCUGCGCUUCUUCACCACUGUGACUGGGUAUCUGGAGAAAGGAAAGCUGGCUGAUAUAGAGGGUAUGAAGACAAAAGUGAUGAUAUGGGUAAAAGUAACCUGUAUCACAUCUGAUGGAUCAAAGCUCUAUGUCGCUGCCGGGGUGAAGAAAACCAGGAAUAGAGAGGCUUACGAGGUUUCUAGGGAUGGUGUAAGUGUAGAUAAGUUCUAAACUGGUUAGAAUGCGUAUGGUGAUCCCAUCUUUGUUAUAACUUUAACUCCUUUCUCACAGCCUGUGAACCUAGGUACUUUUGUCUCCAUAAAUUUUAAGAUUCAAGUAAAAAAACUGGUUCUCUCCUA
Messenger RNA from Durio zibethinus, 1161 nucleotides. RefSeq lists its product as uncharacterized. NCBI's taxonomy places the organism in Eukaryota, Viridiplantae, Streptophyta, Magnoliopsida, Malvales, Malvaceae. The record is from RefSeq and is a predicted model, not a curated record.